CCGGGCCCGGCCGGGCAGGGGCGGGUCCCUGCGGGUUCCCGGUAGGGGCGGGUCCCGCCCCGUUCCCGGUAUCGCCGGGGCCGCCGCCAGCUCCAUGUCGCGCAGGGCCAUGGGGCAGCCCCGGCGCAUCACCGACUCCUUCCCGCGGCGGCGGCGGCGGGGCCCGGGGCGACCCCCGGGCAGGCUCAAGGACAAGGGCAAGGACAAGGACGAGGCGCAAGGGAAGGCGAAGGUGCGGGACCGCCCCCGCGCCGCCCCGCAGCCCCCGCCGGACCCGGCGCUCCUGGAGAUGCUGCGGCGCUUCGACCUCUGCUGGGAGUACGGACCCUGCACCGGGAUCACCCGCCUGCAGCGCUGGGAGCGGGCGCAGGCGCUGGGGCUGAGCCCCCCCGGCCCCGUCCGGGACGCGCUCCUGGAGCACCGCGACAACCCCGAUGUCACCUACAGCCUCUGGCACGAGUACGAGCUCUGAGUCGCUGCGCCGAGGGAAGAGAGGGGGGGCCGUGCCCGCCGCCCCUCGGCCCCCAUCGCGGGGGUGCUGUGUGCUGUCGACGACGGGGGGGCACGGGGUGGGGUGAAGGCCCUUGGGGCGCCGGGGGAGGGCGGGGGGUUGUACCCCUUCCAAAACAGCCAGGCAGGGUGUCCAGUUGCCGGGACCCCCUUCCGUUUCCCCCCUCACUUCGGGGGUGCACCUGCCCACCGGAGCCCCCCACACCCCACAGGGGGUCCUGAUCCACAGGGACGGGCUCAGCUG
Molecule: messenger RNA, 754 nt
Organism: Neopelma chrysocephalum (saffron-crested tyrant-manakin)
Lineage: Eukaryota; Metazoa; Chordata; Aves; Passeriformes; Pipridae
Gene: POLD4
Product: DNA polymerase delta 4, accessory subunit
Exons: 3
Coding region: 95-472 (125 amino acids)
Biological process (GO): DNA-templated DNA replication; DNA synthesis involved in DNA repair
Cellular component (GO): delta DNA polymerase complex
Molecular function (GO): DNA-directed DNA polymerase activity
Source: RefSeq, a predicted model, not a curated record